GCCCUGGCUCCAUUUAAAACUCUGACAAACAAAACAAAUUUUACGCGUAAAUUAAGGGAACGGAACAAUUGAAACCAACAAAGGCAACAAACUGAGCAACCAGGCAGUAGCAUGUAAAGAUGCUAAAUUACAUCAAAAGGCAGACGAGCCGUCGUCGCAGCAGCGCCCACGACGCCCCGGUGGCUCCCACUGAUGAUGUGGACGUGAUAGACUGUGCGGCGCAGAAGCGCCAUUCGCUGCGGUCCACAACCAGUUUCUGUGAUGAGGUUUUUAUGGAAGAGGAGGAAGGUGGCGGUAGCGGCAACGGAGGCGCAUUCGAUGCCGUCAGCCUGCUGAAUGGCGGGGGCCCUGAUGAUGACAUGUUCAAAUACAAUUCCCGGCUCUCGAUGGACUUGGCGGCCAUUGUCAGCGAACCGAAUUGCUUGAGCUAUUUCAUUCAGUACCUGGAGACGCGACAGGCCCUGCCAUUGAUAAAGUUCUAUCUGGAUAUAGAGAACUUUAAGAGGGCGGCUGUGGGCCAGACCGAGCGGGAGAGGGUAGAGCCCGAAGCGCCUGCAACCAAAGCGGAACAGAAGCCAAACGAAGAGAACGAUGUACCUGAACUGAAGACGCUGUGCGAUCUAUCUAUGCGGAAGCCCCUCACGGACGACGAGAAGAGCCGCAUCUAUGCGGAGACUAACAAACAGAUCAACAAACAGAAGGCCUGCAGCGAGCUGUCGCUGGCGAGCAUCAGCGAUGCCAUAGCCAUCUAUCAGAAGUACCUGAUAGUCAAUGCGAAUCUGCAGGUGGAGUUGCCCAUUGUCAUUCUGGCGCACAUAUCCCUGCUGCUCUGUGGCAGGGAUAAGACGCUGCCGCACCAUCCUAUCCCUGCAAGCUGCUUCGAUGAGGCUCGCGACUAUGUCUUGGAGCAGCUGGAGCGAGAGCAUGUGCAGGGCUUCCUGCAGAGCAGCUACUACUGCAGCUACUGUCUGGAGCUGAUCGAGGGCGAGGGCACGAUCAACAUCUACGAUGUCCUAUACAGUGAACUGGCUCUGUUCUACUUCACGGAGUAUCUGGAGCAGCAGCAGGAGCGCGAGUGCCUGGAAUUCUGGAUCACGGCCAUCAAUUUUCGCAAGAGUUUCGCCGGCGAUGAGGACCAGCAGGCAGCCCAGGCCGAUGCCAUGAUCAUUUACGAGAGGUACUUCUCCCUGCAGUCCGAGUGUCGUCUGUGGAUGUCCCAGAAGCUCCGGCUGCGCGUGGAGCAGGCCAUCUGUGGCCCCGAUGAGAUGUGGCAGGCCUUCGAUCUGGCUCUCCUCGUCACGGCCAAGUAUCUGGAACAGAAGUACUUUGCCGAUUUCCUCAAGUCCCACAUCUUUGACAAUUAUGUCAAUGAACUGAAGGCCAAGCGGGGAACUCUUGUCGCCGCGCAGGAUAUGCCCGACUCCAGCAACAGCUCGCUGUCGGGGCUGCAGCACAAACUGAGCCUGCGGCGGGCUUCCAAGGUGUCCGCCCAGCAGAGGCAUCGCAAGACCAUGUCCAUGUCGGACUGCACGCACAUCUCGCAGCACAAUACCCUGCUGGCGGCAAUGGAUCAGCACACGAAGUCGCCAGCAGCCGCUUCAGGAAAUCUGAACAUCGAUGCCCGGCAGCUGACGAAUCCACAGCUGCUCUGGCAGCGACCAGUGGGUGCUUUGAAAUUUGGUUUUGUCAACUCCCUGGGACGCUACGAGCGAGACUUUGAGGCCGUGGAUGCGGUGGCGCUCAAGUCGCAGCCGUGGUCAUUAGGCGUCAGCGGGAGCAAGAUCAAGAAUGCCAUGCGGAAGCUGGUCAAUCUGCCAGAGGACAAUGUGCAGGAGGAGAUUGCCUGGCAGGUGGCCGAGAUGAUUGUUAAGGAUGUGACAAGCAUUACCCUCAAGGGCGCCUCUGGUGUGCCUUAAGACUCUAUCUCUUCCUCGCCUAAUGUGCUUUUUAUUUAAAUCGAAUUUUAAGAAAUUAUUUCUCAAAUUUUAUACAUACUUACAAUAUUUAGUUUAUAAUUUUUGGCGCUCAAUCAAAUCAAACAAUAAGUGCACAAAGGAAAUCUCAACGAAGCUCUCUCUCUCUCUCUCUAAACACCUUUAUAUUCCACUUCCCCCCCCCACCACUCUCUUAUGUACAAAAUAUGUUGAACAAAAAAGCAACUUUUUAUUAUUAUUAGCUAUUUUACAUAUACAUAUAUUUAUGUUAUAUUUAUGCUGCUGUGCGCUUUGAAAGCCUAUUUUGAAUUCAGAGCUAGCGAUCGCUCAUUUUUGUUAUUUAAAGCGGAUAUCGCAGUCUCAAAUAUGUAUAUUCAAGAAGUAGUAGAAGCUAUAUCCCUGAAUGGGAAUGAUGGAUCGAUCGCUCGCAAACCGUUUUGAUUUGAUUUCAUUCCGUUUAUUGUUUUAAUCAUUUUUAAUAUAGAUUGUACUAUAUGAAUAUUUU
Messenger RNA from Drosophila obscura, 2439 nucleotides. RefSeq names its product A-kinase anchor protein 10, mitochondrial (gene pkaap). Gene Ontology annotation, molecular function: protein kinase A binding. Gene Ontology annotation, cellular component: plasma membrane. Lineage: Eukaryota; Metazoa; Arthropoda; Insecta; Diptera; Drosophilidae. Bases 120 to 1916 code for a protein of 598 amino acids. The record is from RefSeq and is a predicted model, not a curated record. The transcript has 3 exons. Gene Ontology annotation, biological process: intracellular protein localization.